This is a messenger RNA of Colossoma macropomum (tambaqui), 2034 nucleotides long. RefSeq names its product transmembrane protein 154 (gene tmem154). The transcript has 10 exons. Bases 392 to 1042 code for a protein of 216 amino acids. The record is from RefSeq and is a predicted model, not a curated record. Lineage: Eukaryota; Metazoa; Chordata; Actinopteri; Characiformes; Serrasalmidae.
UUCUGUCUGUCUCUCUCCCUCUCUGCAUACCUCGUCUGCUGGAAUUUGUUUUCUCAGCUAACAGGGAAACAGCUUGACUUGUAGCAACAAGUUCACUACUGAUUGCAUCACAUCCGUGAGAGAGAGAGAGUUUUUAUUUCCUCAUGUAGGUGAGUAAAUGCUGAAAGAGAGAAAAAAGGCAGGUUGAAAGAGAGAGAGAGAAAGAAGGAAGUAAGAGAGAGAAAAGUAAUAGACAGCGAGAUGGGAGGGUUUUAUUUCCUCUUGUAGGUAAGUGCUGAGAGAGACAGAGAGUGAGGGAGGAUGUAGUGAGCGGUUUAGAGGUGUGUUCGGGUCGGAGUGAUUCUCGGCCCACAGUAACGGCUGCCGACACUACCGGCAAGGAUUUUGGGAAAUGAGCCCUAAACUACUGCUACUGAUUCUGGCAUUGACGGCCAGCCUGAUCGCCCCACAGGUUCACUGUGAGACAGAUGACAGUUCUGGAGAUGCAGAAACAGAAACACAUAACACUGAAGAAAUUCCUGCAGCAACAGAUGAAGAGACUGGACACACAGUUUCCACCCAGAGUGAAGUUACCAAACCUACUCAGUCAUAUACAUGGGAUGCCCAAAAAUCUGUAACCACUGCUCAAACAAUCAACUCCACACAGACUCAGAACAGAACACAGAGGGAAAGGAAACGGAGCUCCAUCACAGCCACAGUCUUGCCGACAGAGUCCGCCACAGGACCUGAGGAGAGCGACCCAACUGAGGAGCCAGUGUCAGAUUUCACUGUCAUCAUGGUGGCACUGGUGCUGGUGCUGGUGCUGAUCCUCAUGGCCAUAUUCAUUGCUGCACUCCUGAUCAGCCGCAGGAAGAGAGAGACAGCAAAUGCUCUAAAAGAGGAUCCAUAUCUGGAUGCUGAAGGAAGAGAGAAGGUGCCAAUGCCAAUGUUUGAAGAAGACGUGCCCUCUGUAAUGGAGCUGGAGAUGGAGGACCUGGAGAAGUGGAUGAUUAAAGGAGAUGGGGGCAUCAGCAUGGACUCCGGACAAAAACAGUUUUCAUGAAUACAUUUCCGUAAUCGCUGUGGACUGAGAGAUAUCUGCGUUCUUCUGCUGUGCUGUCUACUGGGAACACUCUGACUGCUGCCUACAACAAACCAAAGCCUGAUUUUUAUCCAUGUUUUGUUAUAAGGACUUCAGAUAAAGAAAAUUUUAACAUGAAUCCACUGUCGUAAGAUUUCAAUGCAAAAAGUUAUAUCUGGGCAAGAAUGUCAUCUUAAAUCUAGUCGAUGCAUCUAAUAUUUCUCAUUAUGAGAGUAUUAUAAAAUAAACUAUUGUUUUAAGUAACUUUAUUAACUUAAAUUAUCUCACUCUAUCGACAAACAAUUUCACUUGUUGAGAUAUAUGUUUUGCAAUACAAAAAGCAGAACGUUUCUCUCAUAUUAAGACAACGAAGCUUAUUUUUUCUCUCUAAUAAGAUAACUUCUCCUACAAGGCACUGAGCAUAAGAUUAUUUUGUUUACUUUAAGUUCAGUCUUACUUAGAUAUCUGACCUUGUUUUAAGUGGCAUGAAACAAGUGCAAAUCAGAUCAUUAUGAUAAUUGUGUCAGUACUUCCGAUACAAUAUCCAGUCACAUUUUUAAGUCUAUUCCAGGUGGAGGGAUGCAGGCAGGGCUUUGUGAGGCAAAAGCAAAAUUAUCUGCCAAGAUUGUGUGAUAAAUUCACUUAAUAAAAGUAUUUAAAACAAGUAUAAAACAUGUAGAAAUAAGUUAAAUAACAUUCCUACAACCAUCCCGAAAUGAGAACAAUUCGAUAUUUCUACUAGAUUUAAGAUGAUUUCACUUGCUAAGACAUUUUCAUCAUUUUUUGCAGUGCAUAGCCUACAUUUUUCUUUUUCUUCUGAGGUCCACUUAUAACAAUUUGAGUUGUUUUGUGCAUCAAAACAGUCAUAAUUCAUUUCUACAUGACCAUUUUCCAACCAUUCUUCAUCCCUAACAAUUAAACAGGCUGUUUUUGUUACUGUGCCUUUAAGAUUGAUAUAUGUGAAUGAGAUGCGU